Messenger RNA from Epinephelus fuscoguttatus (brown-marbled grouper), 11896 nucleotides. RefSeq names its product valosin containing protein (p97)/p47 complex interacting protein 1 (gene vcpip1). Gene Ontology annotation, biological process: Golgi reassembly; protein ubiquitination; protein K48-linked deubiquitination. Bases 152 to 3682 code for a protein of 1176 amino acids. The record is from RefSeq and is a predicted model, not a curated record. Gene Ontology annotation, molecular function: cysteine-type deubiquitinase activity. Lineage: Eukaryota; Metazoa; Chordata; Actinopteri; Perciformes; Serranidae. The transcript is spliced from 3 exons.
AGGAAAAAAACAGCCGCUUCCGUGUUGUUCUUGUGAUAUUUGGGCAAAUAACUGUCGUUAGCAGAGCCGGAGCUCGUCUGACAGCCUCGCCGGAGUGUGACUAUCAUGAUUUUGUGAAGCUGACACACAGUUUCAGCUUUUCUCGCCCGACAUGUCGCUGCUGCAGAGCUCCAAGAAAAAAGACAAGCGUAUUUUGUCUGGUACCUGCCCAGACCCGAAAUGUCAGGCGAGGCUAUUCUUCCCCGCUUACGGCUCCAUUAGCAUCGAGUGCACGGAGUGUGGUCAACGCCACGAACAGAAGAACCUGUUAAAUGUCGAAGAAGUGACUGACCCAGAUGUUGUGCUCCACAAUCUGCUCAGAAACGCCCUGCUCGGCGUCACCGGGGCCCCGAAGAAAGGCACGGAGCUGGUGAAAGUAAUGGGGCUGUCUAAUUACCACUGCAAGCUGCUGUCCCCGGUCCUCACCAGGUACGGCAUGGAUAAACAAACCGGCAAAGCCAAGCUGCUGAGCGAAAUGAACCAAGGUGAGAUGUUUGACUGCUCGCUCCUGGGAGACAGAGCUUUCCUGAUUGAGCCGGACCAUGUGUCCACCAUGGGCUACGGCAAGGACAGGUCCGGGAGCCUCAUAUACCUCCAUGACACUCUGGAGGAGGUCAAGAAAGCCAACACCAACAGGGAAUGUCUGAUCCCGGUCCAUGUAGAUGGAGACGGGCACUGCCUGGUCCAUGCUGUGUCCAGAGCGCUGGUGGGCAGAGAACUGUUCUGGCACGCCCUGAGAGAAAACCUGAAACAGAACUUCAAGCAGAACCUGGACUGCUAUAAGGCCCUCUUUCAGGAUUUUAUUGAUGCUGCCGAGUGGGAGGACAUCAUCAAUGAGUGUGACCCCCUGUUCAUCCCGCCUGAAGGCGUGCCUCUUGGCCUACGCAACAUCCAUAUAUUUGGCCUAGCCAACGUCCUCCACCGACCCAUAAUCCUGCUGGACUCCCUGAGUGGAAUGAGGAGCUCUGGGGAUUAUUCGGCCACCUUCCUGCCCGGGCUGGUGGCCGAGGAGCAGUGCAGGGGGAAAGACGGGAAGCUCAACAAACCCAUCUGUAUCGCCUGGAGCAGCUCGGGCAGGAACCACUACAUCCCUCUGGUGGGAAUCAAGAACACUGUGCUGCCCAAACUACCUGCGCGCCUGCUGCCGAAGGCUUGGGGCGUCCCUCAGGAGCUCAUCAAGAAGUACAUCAAGCUGGAGCCAGACGGGAGCUGUGUGAUCGGCGGUGACCGCAGCCUGCAGGAUAAAUAUCUGAUGCGGCUGGUAAACGCCAUGGAGGAGGUGUUCAUGGAGAAGCACAACAUCCACCCAUCGCUGGUGGCUGAUGUGCACCAGUACGUCUACAGGCGCACCGGGGUUAUUGGCAUCCAGCCUGAAGAGGUGACCGAGGCAGCUAAGAAGUCGGUGAUGGAGAACCGGCUGCACCGCUGCCUGAUCUGUGGCGCCCUCUCUGAGCUCCAUGUCCUGCCGGAGUGGCUGGUUCCUGGUGGGAAACUCUACAACUUGGCCAAGUCCACUCAUGGCCAGCUGCGGCCGGACAAGAACUACAGCUUCCCCCUCAACAACGUGGUCUGCUCCUAUGACCCCCAGAGAGACGUCCUCGUCCCAGAUUAUAAACUGAGCUCCCUCAACACCUGCAACUGGUGUCACGGCACAUCGGUCCGCCACAUCCGGGGCAACGGCUCGGUGGUUUACCUGGAUGGAGACCGAACCAACACCCGGUCCCAGGGUGGGAAGUGUGGGUGCGGCUUCAAACAUUUCUGGGAGGGGAAGGAGUACGACAACCUCCCUGAGGCCUUCCCCAUCACGUUGGAGUGGGGGGGUCGGGUGGUGAGAGAGACGGUGUACUGGUUCCAGUAUGAGACUGACCCUGCUUUGAACAGCAAUGUGUAUGAUGUGGCCAUGAAGCUGGUCACCAAGCACUUCCCGGGGGAGUUUGGCAGCGAGAUCCUGGUGCAGAAAGUAGUCAACACCAUCCUGCAUCACACCGCCAAGAAGAACCCAGACGAAUACAACCCAGUGUCCAUCGACGGGGCUCAUGUCCAGCGUCUUACCGACACUGCAGAGACUCAACCGGCGGUGGAUCCCCAGCCGCCCACUAAGAUCAUCUUGACUGGUCAGAAAGCAAAGACGCUCCACAAAGAGGAGCUGACGAUGAGCCGAGCGGAGCGCAGCAUCCAGCAGAGCAUCAGCGAGCAGGCCCUCGUCACGCAGAAGCGACGGACUGACAAGCUAAAGCAGGAGCAGAAGGGCCACGGCCGGACGUCUUCCCCCCGUGGGUCUCCAGAAAUCUCCUCCUCCUCCUCUUCAGCUCCAGCCACGCCCACCAAAUCCUCCUCCCCCUCCUCGUCCAAUAAGGAGAAGAAGAUCCGUGUGACCACCAGUGAUGGCAGGCAGGCCAUGCUGACCCUGCAGGCCCACACCACCUUCUCAGAGCUGCAGAGGAGCAUCACCAACCAGUUUGGCGUGCCGCCGGCGCAGCAGUGUAUCCGCUACGGCUUCCCGCCCAAAGAGCUGCUCCCCCCGAAGGAUGGCGAGGAGAAUGAGCCAGUGGCCCUGCAGCACGGCGACAGGGUGACGGUGGAGAUACUGAGGGGCCCCGAGGACAAGAGCCCCGCGGCCUCCAUACCCAGAGCCUCCAGCUCGCACUCCGCCCUGCACUCGGCGAAGAGCGAGGACGCCGUGACGUCCGGCAGGAGCAGCCGUGAACUCCAGGACAGCAUCGACCUUGAAAUGUCCUCCCUCUGUCUCCUAGCAACCCUGAUGGGUGAGGACGUUUGGUCGUAUGCAAAGAAGCUGCCACACUUAUUCCAGCAGGGUGGAGUCUUCUACAACAUCGUCAAGAAGGACAUGGGCCUGAUGGACGGGAAGCACUGCACGCUGCCUCACCUGACGGGGAAAACGUUUGUUUAUAACGCAGCAGAGGAGCGCCUGGAGCUCUGUGUAGACGCUGCUGGUCAUUUCCCCGUUGGCCCUGAUGUGGAGGAGCUGGUGAAAGAGGCGUUGGUCCAGCUGCGCUCUGAGGCGGCCACCAGGGGCAGCAGAGAGGGGAGUCCAUCCCACGGCGUGCUGCGACUUGGCAGUGGCGGCGUUGUCCGUAAGAAGGAGCAGCUGCAGAGCGUCACUGCCUUCCAGGGUAAGGGCCACUCUCUGGGCAGCGCCGGGGCCUCCUCCCCUCCAGAGCACCGGCCCAUCACGCGCCAGCACAGCAGUGGUGUGGACCUGAGCGCCAGCGUGUCCCGAGGCCCCCCAGACCUGUCGGACAUCCCUGAGGACACCACCAGGGAGCUGGUUCGCAUGGCUCCAGGCUUCGUCACCAUGAAGGACGGGCGUGGGCUGGACCCCAGCCUGAUGGAGCAGCAGCGCAAGAAGCUGCAGGAGAUGGUCUCCUCCAUCCAGGCUUCCAUGGAGCGCCACCUGAGAGAGCAGCAGAGCGCCGGCGCAGGGGACGAGGCCAGACAAGAGCGGACUGGCGGGACGAGGACGGGCACAGGCCAACCAGCAUCUACAGUCGACCACGAAACUCCAGCGGCAGCAGGUGCGACGAUGGCGAGCAAACCAGACGGGAAGGCGGAGGAGCCGGAGGAGAUGGAGAGUCAGGACGCCGGGCAGAGCAACGCCACUGAACCCAUGGAUCACUCCUGAUCACUCCUGAACCCCAGCACCGCCCCGCCCCUGCCCCGCCUCGCUGGCAUCUUUGGGUCAUAACGCCUCAGGUCGGAUCCUAAAGCUUUGGUCUUCAUCGUGUUUCGUUGUCUGUUCUGCAUGACUAAAGAGCGAGCCGACCGUCCUCACCUCUCUGCAGACUCGCGGUGGGACAGUAAUCCAUGAGGCGAUAUAUUGAGACGCGCUGCUUGCGAUACAUCAUCACGACAUUAUCACACCCCUGCUGCAGUGCUGAGGCUGCUGUGUGUGUGUGUGUGUGUGUGUGUGUGUUUAUACUCUAUGCACUUUGGUACACACUCUCUCAUCUCAGCUGCCACACCUGAAACUUCACAAUGCAGUAAAUAAUAAACAAACACAACACGAUUCAUUUCUGCUUUUGAGAGAAAUUAUUUUGCCUUUCUUAGAUAAGUUCUUCUCAGCUGAUGAUGUAUCGUAACUGACCGUCUUGCAUUAUAUCGCAGAGCGGCGUGCGUGGUGACAGGAUUGUAUCUUUAGCCCUGUGAUUCCCACCUGCAGACAGUUUAAUCCUCUCGCUACAAACACGCACACCGAGGUCGGAGGCCAAAACACCGCUCGGAUUCACGCGUGAGACGCAUUCCUGUAGAUAGAAGAAUCCUCUGAGUCUUAAUCUGCCACCAGGAGGAGAGCUGCCGGUCGCCGGCAGCAUAAUGUCCUGCAAACAUGCUUCCGUUUAAGUGCACGCUCUGAGAAAGGUGCACCAGCCUCUGUACGCAUCAACGCCUUCAUCGCCGAAAUCUGCUUUUCCACCGUCCGUCCGUCUGUCUGUCUGAGGACCACGGGGAGAACUUUGGAUCUGUGUUUGCUUGACUGCCUGACUUGACCUGAAAUUAUUUUUUUUUCCUCCCCAACGGUCACCACAUAAAAUUUUCGUUUCCCAAAUAGUGAUUGAUGUGAAGCGCCUGAAUGCAGCUUCAGACCAACCAGUGCCACCUGCAGGUGAGGAGUGUUCUCAGUAUUUUUUGCAUUUUAAACCUUUAAAAUGUUAGUUGUGUUUAUUCCUUAAGACAGUGCAACAUCACAAGUCCGCUGUCCGCAGACUAUGGCAGAUAUCAUCGUCUGCUGGCCGAGAAAAAUGUCAAAUAUAUAAACAUCAUUUUCCUCUUACCUGUAAUGAUACUUAUCAGUCUAGAUUGUUCUGAUGUGAGGUGCCGAAUGAUUGCGAUAUCAGCUGUAGAGAUGUCUGCCUGUCACUCGGCUUGUGGUGCUCAAAGCAUCAAAAAAGGACACUUGUAAAACUCAACAUCAGUGUCUCUUUCCAGAAAUCUAACCCAGUUACUCGAGAUAAUCUACAGACCUUGUUGUGAGCAGUUUCAUUAAGGGAAUAUUUUCUUUCUACCAAACUACACCCGCCAACUGUAUCACUGCAGAGAAGGAGGAGUGCAUUUACCUCUAGCUCACGUAGCAUCGCUGAGCUAGUUAACGCUACAGCUCAGCCGAGGAGCCUCACGUCCAUAAGCAGAUGCUUCCUCCUCUGCAGUGAUACAGUUGGUGGGUGUAGCUUAGAAAAAUGAAAAUAUGUCCCACAUAAAUCUGCUCACAACAAGGUCUGUGGAUUAUCUGUGUCUGCCGUCAAGUAACUCCAUCAUAUUGGAGAGAAGGCAGACGUCUCUACAGCCGAUAUCUCCAACACUCAACAACUCACACCAGAACUAUCUAAACUGAUAAACAGCACAACAGAUAACUGGAAGAAUGCAUAUUUUUGCGGGGUGAACGGUCCCUUUCAGAAGAUCAUAUUAGUUGGGCUCCGUUGGCAAACAAAUACCAAACAAGAACUUUAAAUGUACAUUGAUUCUGAAUAAUUGAACUGUCAGGUUUGCUGUGAUUAAAAUCCUCCUCAUCUUGAAUGUUCACUUGUACAACAGUUCACUCUGGACAGAUGACAGAUAAUUAUAUUAUUAAAGACACAUGUAUCUGGUGGUCAAGUGCCUGAAAAAGCGUCACGUGCCAUGAACACGUUAAAUAAAUGAUAAAUCUCCAGAAGCAGCCAUAAGCUGUUUCACAUUGAGUAUUUAAUAUCAACUGGAGGUCAGUGUGGCACAGUGAUGUCACGCAGUUUGUAUAAAAAAACAAACACACACACACACACACACACACACACACAAAGAAAACUUAAAGUUUUAAAAACUGCAACAGUAACACUUGUUUCCUGCAGAUGGCACAAUUUAAAAAUCAUUCUCCGGAACAGUCCUGCUGUUCCACGUGGUUUUCUUUCUGCAAAACUGAAACUUUGAAAUACGAGUAUGUGAACACAACCUUGGCUGUGGACUUUAAAAGCUACAACAAAGCUGUGUUUGUUGGAACACCAACAAAAUAAUUUGUCUUUGUGAAUGGUAUACUGUGCAGGAUUGUAAUUUAGUGUUAAAGUCAAAAGUAAAAGCCAACCCCAUGUUCACUCCGGUGUGAUGUUUUGCCACACACUAUUUUUGUUUGGCGCUGUGUCUCUUGGAUGUGUGCUGCUUACAGUCCGGCCCCUGAUCGCUAAGUUUUUAUAAACUGGUUUAUAGCAGAUCCUAAAAAAAUCUUAAGAGGCAUUGAAUUAAUUAAUGUAAAAAAAAUAGGCCUCAAUUGGAAUUAAAAUGUCUUGAAUGAAUCUUUCAAAAGUUAAAAUGCCAAGACACGAGAAGUAUGACUUCAUCAAGCGUUUAUGUUCUGCUGUUGCAAACGCAGAUCAGGAAAGUGAAACCAACAACAUGAAGAUCCACUGUCUGCUAGCUGUCACUGUACCCUGCACGGCACGGGGAAGUGGAAAUUCAACGAAAUUGGCUCUUUAACAGAGAGAACAUGGCUGAAACGAGGCUCGUGUAUUUGACCCUGCAAGUAUUCCAAACUCAGCAUGACUCCCACAUGCAGAGUGAGAAACAUAAAACCGUUCUGUUCUAACAGUGUCUCUGCAACAAGACAAAAAAAUGUCUCCUUCAGUUUUGGCUAUUGUAAAAUUGUCUUAAAUGUAAUUCCAACAGGCAUUAUAAAGUCUUAUAGAUUCUUUAAUCUAACUUGCCUUGACCUUGUAUAAAGCAGCGACCUCCCCUGAGCACAGCGGGGGUACACGCCCAUAAACAUCCCCAACACAAAAAAUAAAUAAGGAUUACUUGUGUAUGAGUCUAUAUGUUGUUUGUUUAGAAAAAUCCUGCAUAGUAUUCCUUUAAAUUUACUUUGUAACAUGGAGAGAAACCUUUAGCUUUGUUUCAGAUUUUAAGGAGCUGUGUAAAGGUGUGGCAGGUGUUUUGAACUGGUCUGAGAACCAGUGAACAGCUCCCCUUGUGGAGAAUCUAGAGUCCGGUCCAUGAGGUGCUUCAUAUCUAAGAAAACCAAAAAAACCCAAAACAUGAGUGAAUGGGUAAAAAAAACAACUGUCAUUACGCUCUUGGCUUUUUAAAUACUUUUCCUAAGUCAAGAAAAUCUAAAUAUUUAUUUACUUUUUUCCGGAAAUUUCAUUUAAUUUGAUCUUAAAUGUUAAGUUGCUAAAAGCAGUUUAAAGUUGGCCAGUGAAAAGUCAGAGAAAGAUUAAUGAAGACAAGUUUUCUUUGCUCUGAAGCUGCGGUCACAUUACUCCAUUCAACAAAACUGCGCUGAGAAAAGGACAUGAUGACCACAAACUGUCUGUCGGUGUGGCGCUGUUCGAAACAUGCCGCUAGUAUGGAGACAGACUUGUGUCAGUAUUAUUUGUGUUCAGAUCUGUGACAAUCCAUGUGUAAAUAUGUGACCUAGAAAUAUAAAACACCUUCUACAGAAACAAAUACACUCAAAAAUAUUUGCAAAUAUAAAACUGCCCUACAAAUAUACAUACACUGCAUAUACCCAUCCCACCCAUACCCAUACCCAUUAUUUGGGAAUCAAAAGAACAAUUCUGCACUUGCAGAUUUGCAUUUUACACAGUUUUGAGACAAAUGUUUCGCCAGUCUGAACGAAAAUCCACUCGUAUCACUCAUAUUCAGAUAGCACGUGAUCACCUGCAAGGCUUUUCAUUUAUUUUUAGAUUAAUUUAAUAUAAUGACAGGAUUUUUUGUUGAGGAAUUUGUGUAGAGACAGAUCCAUUUUACAUUUGCAAAAUGUUUUUGUUAGUUUACAAAUUUUUUUUGCAUUUGUAGAGAGACUUAAAUAUUUACAGAUUUAUGGUGAUAGAUUCAUGUCAGUGUAAUUUUGUGAACAAAUAGACAAUCUGUAAAUUUGUAAUCUGUAAAUAUUUAAACACCUUUUACAAAAACAAAUACAAAAAAGUUUUGUAAAGUAAAAAAAUAUUUAGCAAACUAGAAACGGAUCUGCAUGUACAUGAACAAGCCCAACAAUUAAAAAAAAAAAAAAAAAUUAAAAAAUCUGUGAAUGCACUAAUUUAAAAAUAAAUGAAAAGCACUGGUGAGUAUCUCACAAAUGUUUAAAACUUCCAGAAAACUAAAUGAAAAUACACUAGUAUCUAUCAUUUUCGGAUAGCACGUGAUCGCCUGCUGACAACUUCAUUUCUGCAUUUCAAAGUAAGAUGACGCAGUUGUUCUUAGGUUAGAAAAAUAUUCACAAAUGCUUUUCAUUUGUUUUUAAAAUAAUUUAACGUAUUCACAGAUUUUGUCUUAUUUGAGUAUUUGCAGAUCUGUUUUAUAUUUGCAAAAUAUUUGUGUGAGUUUACAAAUCUUGUUUUUGGAAAGAGUUUUAUAGUUACAGAUUACACAUUGACACAAGAACUGUUGACAUGUUCACACAAAAAAAUAUUGACACAAAUCUAUCUCCAUACGCUAUAACAAUAACUUAAUGCCCAAACUCUGUGCAGCAGAGUUUCUGUUGGCUGAACAUGUAUAUCCACACUGACAAAGUUGGCGAAAAUUUCCUUCAAUGCGUCCGAGUGUGAUGUGACCGUCCCUUGACUGUCUUUGGUUCAUGUUUAAAACGACCCAUUUUAAAAAAGAAGAAAAAGGCCAAAGAUAAACCUGGUUCAAGUUUUAAGUCCAGUGUAAAAAAUGUGGAUCUGAUAUUUGGUGAAAGAGGCUCGCCUGCUUCUGUCCUAUGCAAAGAAAUCUUCACUGAACUUCCAAAUAAAAACCUCUAAAUACACAUGUGAGAAUCACAUGAAUCUGAUAAACCCACAGCAGAGAGGUUUUAUAUCCAGUUUCUGCUGAAACCGUCCCCCAGACUGCAGAUAAAAUAUAGAUUUAAUUUAUUUUUUAUUUCCUCUGCUGCUUUUCUUUAGUUUUGCAGUCAGACGUGCAGGGAGGAAAAGCAACAAAACAUGUCUUUACAAGCAUCUUCUCACAGUGUCGCAGCUUCUUAUGAAACAUCAGUUAAGAUAAGAUAAGAUGUGGACAGUCUGUGCGGAUAGUUGAGAGUGAUUUGAUUUAUUCAUGGAUCUGAAAAACACUCCAGUCUGAAGAGCAACAUGUUGAAGUCAGAACACUUUUGACUUUUGGUCAGUCUCUCCGGAUUUUGUCUCAUCGUCUCAGUCACAACGAAGGGAAAUCUUGACGGUCCAGCACACAGAGAGUUUAGACUGGAGGUUUUCAGAGCAGUAGGUCAUGUGUUACACUCAAAGAUUUCAUGUGGAGGUUCUCACAUACUUUUGGCCCUGUAGUGCACGUCUCCUCCGGUGCUUGGUCAUUCACAGAGUGUGUGUGUGUGACAGAUCCUUGUCCGGUUUCCAUCUGAAUUUAGCUCUGUAUACUCUUGCAGGGGAAGUAUUUUGCAGCAGCAGGAUUAAAGAGUCUUAAUCUUCUUUUAUACAUUCAUUGAAGGUUUAAUCAAACAACCUGCUGCUUGUAUCUCCAGUGUCGUGGUGGUUUGAUUCUUGAUUUCUGCCUGUUGAGGACGAACAACACUCUUAAACACUCCCCUUAAAACCUUCAAUGAGGAAAAGAGAGUUUCAGGCUAAAGUUGGCUCUUUAUUGGAAUUUGGGAUUUUUUUUUCUUCACUUUUUCCGAUGUAAUAAAUAAGGGACUGUACUUUAUUUAUCAGAGGAGGGGAUGGCUUGGGUGUCGCUCAGUUUUUAUGCCAGGCAUUGUUUUCAGAUGUGUGCGUCAGUCCCAUUCAUGUGAACACGAUAUCUCAAGAACGCCUGGAGGGGAUUUCUUUAAAUUUGGCACAAACGUCCACUUGGACUCAAGAAUGAACCAAUAAAAAUUUGAUGGUCUGCAGGCAUCUGCAGAUUACUUUAUCAGCUGACAUUGUUGAUCAUUUCUGUUUUCACUGUGAUAAAGGAUGUAAUUUGGGUGAUUUUAUUUAUUUAUUUUUAUUGACCGUUUAAAGUUGAGUGUCCUUCCCCUAAGCCAAAUAAAAAACGUCCUCCCCGAGUCCUCUCUGGUUUUGCACCACCCUCUCCCCUCUCAUAAGUACCGAACAGUCCCUAAGUUUUGUGAGUUCUUGUGAGGCAGAAAGUUGUUUUGACUGGUCCACAAAGAUGUGCACGUGUUUUGUGCGCUGACAUUUUUCUACGCUUUAUUAAAUCAUAAGGAUGAUGACAUAAGAGGCUCAACAGUUUGGUGCUGCUUCAGAAAACAGCUGUGGGUGACUGACACCUUCAGUGCCUCCUGAAGUCGUGAUUAGAUGCUUAUAAAGAACUGUUUUCCCAGCAUCCUUUGUGGCUUUUCUCACUACAAUGAUCCCUUACAGUUCUGAUUAGGACUUUCAUUUGAAUCACAGAAGUUUCAGAGUUCAGCCAAACUAGUUUCAAAGUAAGAUGUUUGACAAUUUGGGAAAUUCGCUAUUUCUCAUUCUUGCUGAGAGUUUGAUGUUCUGAUCGUUCUCGGGUUAGCUUAGCUUAGCCUAAAGACUGGAAGCAACACGUUAGCCUGGCUCUGUCCGAAGGUAAAUCCACCUGCCAGCUCCUCUGUUACAUCCUGUUUGUUUUAAAUCCCACAAAAAGUGUAAAGACAACCCACUGUAGUUUUACAGGUCUCUGGCCAGACUUUAGGCCAAGCUAACCAAUCAAGAGCCAUCAGAACACAGAUAAGCGAAUUUCUCAAAACACUGAACUAUUCCUUUAAAAUGACUCAAAGUCAGUUUACACUUUUGUUGCCAACAAAAUGUUUUUUUUUUCUCCACAUCUCCAUGUUGUUGGAGGAACUGAUCGUCGGGCCUUAACAUCUGUUCAUUCUUCACAAAAUCGAUUAGUUUUACAAUAUGGUUCUUUUUUUUUUUGUUUUACUUUUAAAUGCUUUUACCUCAUUUGUUUUAGUAUAAAUCCUCAUGUUCGACCUUAAAAGAAGUCUCUUAGUUUGACCUAUGUUGUUUCCUGGUUUUUGGUGAAAACAAAUCUCAAGCCUCAAAAUGUGAGUCAGUCUUUUUGUUUUCAGAUUUCUGAGGUUUAUUUUGCCGUUGGGGUGAACAAAUGUGAGACUCUGCACUUUGUUUGAGAAAAAGAGGGAAUGUUAGCGUAGCAUGCUCGUAUUAGCUGCACUUGAAUCUUCAUCAGUCAGAGAAGAAACCGGUCGGUCGGUCGGUCGGACGAAUCAAAAGGAAGAAGAGCUUGCUCAGACGACACUGCUGUAACAGACUUGAAGUUUUUGUUUGUGACUGCUGUACACUGACAUGAAUUGUAAUCCAGUUGUAUAAUAGUAUAUAUUGUAGUAUAUUUGGACCUGUACAGAAACUACAGAAACACAGAUUGUUCAGUUCCUUCAGUUCUUUUUCUUUCUUUUUUUUUUUGUUAACUUCUCUCUGGUUUGCUAAUAAAAUAUUGAUGAUACACGGCUUCGACAUCGCUGUUUGCAUGUGUGAUGAAUUUUCAACCCCAACAAUAAAAUCACUUCCUUCACUUGUUUUUGUAUUUUGUCGUCACUGACAGAUUUUUCUGUUUGUCUGUUAUAAAAGAAGAAAAACAAAUUGUGGUUGUUCAUGUUUGGUCUUUACAUCUGUGUUGUCCAUUUUCUGAACGGUGUUUGUGAACAUGGGAGUGAUGCUGGUUUUGCUGUAUUUCUAUAAGAAUUAACCUGCAGAUAAAAUGAAACUUACAUGUUAGUGUGUCAAAGUGUUACUGGGCAAUAAUAUUAGAUAUUAAUAUUAUCAUGUUGUAUCAUUCUACACAUUCAAAUUACUGAUUUAAAGAGAAAAUGAGUCAUACAAGUUUUGUUGGACACAUUCAGAGUUUGUUCACGUAUAGUUUAAAGUGAUGAAACAGUUCAAGGCUUUGAUUAUUGAAUUAUUUUAUGUGAUUUGGUGAAUUUUCCACAUCAGGAUGUAUGUCACAUUUUAAA